GCCAUUUCCGGGUCCCUUCCGGCGGGGCCGGAAGCGGAGCGCGGAGCCGGCGCGGCAAUGGCGCCCAAGGGGAAGGCGGGCACCAAAGGCAAGAAGCAGAUCUUCGAGGAGAACCGGGAGACGCUGCGCUUCUACCUCCGCAUCAUCCUGGCGGCCUCCGCCCUCUACGCCGUGGUGAACUUGGUCAUCUUCUACCCCUCCGCCUCCGCGUGGACAUGGGUAGCCUUCAUCUUCAGCUGCGUGGUGUACGGCACAAGCUACCGGUCCAUGAGCUCCAUGGCAAAGCCGUCGUUCACAGAUGAUGGCAGCCUUGCCGACGGGGGAAUUGACCUGAAUAUGGAGCAGGGGAUGGCAGAGCACCUCAAGGAUGUGAUCCUGCUGACAGCCAUAGUCCAAGUGCUGAGCUGCUUCUCUCUCUACCUCUGGUACUUCUGGCUCUUGGCUCCAGGGCGCGCUCUCUACCUGCUGUGGGUGAACAUCCUGGGGCCCUGGUUUACAGCUGAGUCUUCACCUGCCGGUCAGGAACCAAAUGAGAAGAAGCAACGCCGCCAAGAACGCCGCCAGAUGAAACGCUUCUAGCCCUGCUGGGGAGAAGGAUUAACCCUUUCUCUCAUCUCCAUGCUGUUAUUUCAUCAGGGAUGCAACCCAAACCACCGCAGUAGCUACACUGCCCUCUGUCAUUGCUGCCAUUUCCGCUAGAAGGGCCGCAAGAGUCUUCCCUUGGUCCUUAGCACCGCAACAGUCUUCCCUUGGUUGGUUCUUAGUACCACAAGAGUCUUCCCUUGAUUGGUUCUUAGCACCACGAGUCUUCCCUUGGGUGGUUAUUGCCAGUUGAGGCCUUACUCCUCGGGAUGACGAGGGGGGCGGUGCUGGGGUGCGUGGCAGGACCUUCUUAAAGCAGCGCUGCGUCGCGUUUGAGGUUGGGGAUGGCAACGUUGAAAGAAAUAGCACAUUAAAGAGCAGAGUCUAACUGAC
Molecule: messenger RNA, 975 nt
Organism: Neopsephotus bourkii (Bourke's parrot)
Lineage: Eukaryota; Metazoa; Chordata; Aves; Psittaciformes; Psittacidae
Gene: TMEM208
Product: transmembrane protein 208
Exons: 6
Coding region: 58-579 (173 amino acids)
Biological process (GO): vacuolar protein processing
Cellular component (GO): intracellular membrane-bounded organelle
Source: RefSeq, a predicted model, not a curated record